Messenger RNA from Hyla sarda, 2342 nucleotides. RefSeq names its product ADP ribosylation factor like GTPase 15 (gene ARL15). NCBI's taxonomy places the organism in Eukaryota, Metazoa, Chordata, Amphibia, Anura, Hylidae. Gene Ontology annotation, molecular function: GTP binding; GTPase activity. The coding region runs from base 239 to 874 and encodes 211 amino acids. The record is from RefSeq and is a predicted model, not a curated record. The transcript has 6 exons.
GAUGGGCGUGGUUGGUGGUACCUUUACGAUGAAGGGGCGUGGUCAGAGCUGCUCGCUUCCUCCAUGAGCAGUGCUGGCUGCCAGGCGUUUACAGGAGGGAGGUGGGAGGAGAAGGAAGAGGAGAGAGGGGACAGCUCCAGCAGAAGCAGCAACUUCCCAGGGCUGUGUUAUUGAGCGGCAGUGGCCGGGACUCCCAGCGGAGAGCAGUCCUCCUUCAUCGCUACCACUGCAUGAGUCCAUGGAUUACAUGACAGUGUCAGAAUGCCUCCAGAUCUCUUGUGCAAUUUGUAGAAUUGCCAUUUACACGUGUUUUCGAGCCCUCUGUUGUAAGGGUCCUCCUCCUCCUCGGCCUGAAUAUGAUAUUGUUUGUAUAGGACUCACAGGAUCUGGGAAGACAAGUCUUUUAACACAACUGUGCAGUGAGAGCCACGACAAUAUUGUGCCUACUACAGGUUUUAGUAUAAAAGCCGUUCCAUUCCAGAGUGCAAUUCUCAAUGUGAAAGAGCUUGGAGGAGCAGCCAAUAUCCGAAAAUACUGGAGUCGUUAUUAUCAGGGAUCUCAAGGAGUCGUAUUUGUCCUUGAUAGUGCCUCAUCUGAAGAAGACUUAGAAACUGCCAGGAAUGAGCUCCAUUCCGCCCUGCAACAUCCACAGCUAUGCACUUUACCUUUUUUAAUACUGGCCAACCACCAAGACAAGCCAGCAGCACGUUCAAUACAGGAGAUCAAAAAGUAUUUUGAACUUGAACCACUUGCACGAGGAAAAAGGUGGAUACUACAGCCGACAUCAUUGGACAACAUGGAAGCCGUAAAAGACAGCUUUUCAAUGCUAAUAAAUUUACUUGAUGAGCGAGAACUUGAGCCAGUCCAGAUAUAAAAAGUGAGAUUCCCGUCCUUAGAUCAACAACUGUUUUGAUUCUGGAGUUGCAAGAGACGAGUGAUGUUGUCGAGCUCGGACCAGGACGGAUCAUGCAUUGUUUCGAAUUUUCUUUUAAUGAUCAAAGUUCCGGAUGUGUUUAUGUUUAUGUUAGAAGAAAGAAAACUGGAUUCUUCCAUACUGCAUAAAUAGUUGAUUUCACACUUUUAUGGUCGUAUUAACAACCUCAGGCUUUUGUUAUGUUCCUCUUUUACCGCUUUAUAUUUCAUUUACAGUGCAAGACUGCUCACCUGACAAUACAAUAGCAUUGUAACGUCAAAAAGAUGUAUCUAAUUUUAGUAUGUACCAUUUGCACAGUCGGCCAUUUUGAACCUACAUAACAUAUCUCCUGAACGGAUAUCACUUACCUGAUACCCAAAAAUUGUUGUUUUACCACCAAACGUUCUUCCUCUACUGCAGUGUGGUAUAUCUGAUUCACAUAGUUAAUUGAAGCAGAUAUUUAUAACCAUUAACGUGUGUUACCUAGGGGUGAAUAUUAUUGGGUGCUUUUCAAACCUUGGGCAUGGCUUGGUUUUUAUAAAAGUAGGUUUAUAUAUCGGCAGUAUGAGGGUAGUCUUGUGUUGUAAUGGGAUACUACUGAUUUAGUGCUCAGUCUAUACCCUACAUAAGGUAGUUAACUUAAGUCUGAGUGUACAUGUGUGUUUGUGUAUAUAUAUAAUUUUGUUUGUAACAUAAACCUUAAUUUCUUUGCAUAUUUUAAACAAUGUAAUAUAUUACACUGAAUGUUGUUGCCUUUCAUUGUAAUAUGUAGAUUAUUUUUAUUUAAACACAGCCAAGUUUUUUUCCACUAGGAUAUUUAGUUGUAAAUAUCUAGGCUGCCAUUGUGGGAUAGGACAUUUUUGAUUAACUUUUUUUUUUUUCUUCUUCUUUUAUUGUUGGCAGUAAGGAAGUAAAAACAGUAUUAUGGUAAAUUUACUGUAUCUGUAAGAUGCCAUUAGUUUCCAUUAAACACUACUUUUAAUAGUUUGCUGGGGGAACAUUUAUAUUAAAUAUAGAGAGAAUUGUUUAAUGCAAACAAAAAAAUAUAUAACAAUUGAAUGCUAUGAAGAUUCAGUAAUGGAAAAGGGACCCAAUAAAAUAGUUUCAUAUAAAACAGGAAUGUCUGUGUUAUAGCUAUAGUAAUAGAACUCUUGUAAUAUUGCAUUUUUUAGUCCUCUUUUGUGACAGUUGUGUCUUUUUUUUUCACUUUGCAAAUAGCAAAACUAAAUAAAAAAUAAACUGAGCAGCACAAUGUUUUUAUUCACAGGCUAUACAGGCUAUAGAUUAAACUGGUUUUAUAUAUAUAUAUAUAUAUGUUAUUUUUUAAAUGUAUUAUGCUGCUGAUGGGUUCACACAAGAUAAAAGAAAUCCUUAUAUAGUCAGGAUCACUGUAUUUGGAUUUACUGUUUUUCUUGGGGGGAUUGUUUUU